AUGACAAACAGAGGAAAAGCUGAAGAGGUAAUUCUGUGUUGGUGGCCAGGUUGCUUGUGGGGUUCUAGGAUUAGGCAGAUUCAUUUGACAAGAGCAGCAGAGGGCAUUUGCUCAGUGCAGAUUGAGUAUGAUCGAAACGGUCAAUUCAUUUGGUCCGCUAAGCAUGGAGGCAAUGGAGGAACUGCCCCACAUCGAAUUAAAUUGGAGUAUCCUCAUGAAGUGCUGACUUGUAUAUCUGGGUAUUAUGGUUGCAUUAGUAAAAACGAGCGACCUCAAAUUAUAAAGUCUUUGACAUUUUAUACCAGCAGAGGCAAGUAUGGUCCAUUUGGGGAAGAAGUUGGGACAUUUUUCACUUCAACUACCACAGAGGGCAAGGUGGUGGGCUUGCAUGGCAGGAGCAGCUUGUAUUUGGAUGCCAUUGGAGUUCAUAUGCAACAUUGGCUGGGAAGUGGCCAGAAAACCUCCAAGAUCUCUCUCUUCAAGAAAUUCUGA
Messenger RNA from Prunus armeniaca (apricot), 492 nucleotides. Lineage: Eukaryota; Viridiplantae; Streptophyta; Magnoliopsida; Rosales; Rosaceae. The record is from the annotation of a GenBank genome assembly.